AUGACCGAUAUAAUUGUGUACGAUCCAGCUGAUUUUCACGUCCAUCUUCGGCAAGGACAGCUAUCUCGCCUUGUCACACCUCAUGUUGCCAAAGGCGGUUUCAACUUGGCCUAUGUUAUGCCUAACUUGAAGCCCCCGAUUACGACAACCGACCUAGCUCUCGCCUAUAAACAGAGCCUGGAAGCGAUCGAUCCCAAUAUCGAGUAUCUCAUGACCCUGUAUCUAUCGCCCGAGCUUACUCCAGAUGAGAUUCGGAAGGCAAAGAAAGCCGGGAUAGUUGGAGUGAAGUCAUACCCACGGGGUGUCACUACGAAUUCAGAUGGAGGAAUUGAGUCCUAUGAGGUAUAUGACCCUAUAUUCAAGGCGAUGGAAGAGGAGGGAUUAGUCCUCAACCUGCACGGGGAAGUCCCCUCUGAUCCCGAAUCAAAUAUUUGCGUGUUAAAUGCGGAGGAAAAGUUUCUUCCGCAUCUCGUAACAUUGCACAGGAAGUUUCCGAAGCUGAGAAUAGUUCUCGAACACGCUACGACGCGCGCUGCAGUGGAGACUGUCAAGACUUUGGGGGAUACCGUUGGCUGUACCAUCACCGCCCAUCAUCUUAGCCUCUCAGUUGAUGACUGGGCAGGUCAAUCUUUCCAUUUUUGCAAGCCUGUUGCGAAAUACCCCAGUGACAGGCGGGCUUUGCAACAAGUCAUAUACGAAGGUCAUCCACGAUUUUUCCUCGGCUCCGACUCUGCUCCUCAUCCGAUAGUUUCUAAAUCCACCGCCACACCAACUGAAGGGUGUGCUGCAGGAGUUUAUACAUCGCCCAUUCUUCUUCCUCUAGUUGCACAUCUCCUCGAGUCCUUUGGAGCUUUGGAUAACCUUCAAGCAUUCGUGAGUGGCAAUGGGAGGCGCUUUUAUGGCAGAACCAGGGGGAAAGACUCCCCGAAAGCUGUGCGUGUGGUCAGAGAGAAGUCAAAGGUGGAAGCGGUCUCAGAAUUGGAUGGCAUCAAAGUGGCGCCGUUUUGGCUCGGAAAAGAACUCAACUUCAGAUUAGGCUCAUUAUAG
Molecule: messenger RNA, 1047 nt
Organism: Cantharellus anzutake
Lineage: Eukaryota; Fungi; Basidiomycota; Agaricomycetes; Cantharellales; Hydnaceae
Product: Dihydroorotase
Exons: 5
Coding region: 1-1047 (348 amino acids)
Biological process (GO): 'de novo' pyrimidine nucleobase biosynthetic process; pyrimidine nucleotide biosynthetic process
Cellular component (GO): cytoplasm
Molecular function (GO): dihydroorotase activity
Source: RefSeq, a predicted model, not a curated record